AUGCUAAGAGCCAGAGCUACGAGACAAGGUAACGGACUCACUAACCUUCUCCACAGAAGAUGUUUAGCUACACAAGGGUUCAGUUACCCCGUUCCAGCAGAGUACGAAUCUAGAACCCCUCCUUAUUCCAAAUUGGUUGACAAGCUUGCAACUGUUAAAAAAAUAGUCAACAACCAACCAUUGACUCUCGCUGAAAAGAUCUUGUAUUCUCAUUUAUGCAACACCGAGGAAAGUCUUACAUCAUCAAAUGUUCAUGACAUUCGAGGUAAAGAAUACUUGAAGUUGAACCCUGAUAGAGUUGCAAUGCAAGAUGCAUCAGCACAAAUGGCUUUGCUACAAUUCAUGACCUGUGGUAUGAGCUCAACUGCAGUCCCGGCAUCAAUACAUUGUGACCACUUGAUUGUGGGGAAAGAUGGUGCCAGUUCGGAUUUGACAAAGUCAAUUGCAACAAACAAAGAAGUGUUUGAUUUCUUGCAAAGUUGUGGUGAGAAAUAUGGUAUUCAAUUCUGGGGCCCGGGGUCAGGUAUCAUCCAUCAAAUCGUUUUGGAAAACUUUUCGGCUCCUGGAUUGAUGAUGUUGGGUACAGAUUCACAUACUCCAAAUGCUGGUGGUCUUGGUGCUAUUGCCAUUGGUGUAGGUGGUGCUGAUGCAGUUGAUGCUUUGACAGGAACACCAUGGGAGUUGAAAGCGCCUAAAGUUUUGGGUGUUAAAUUGACCGGUAAGAUGAGCGGGUGGACUUCUCCAAAAGAUGUUAUUACAACUUUGGCAGGUAUCUUGACAGUUAGAGGAGGUACAGGCUACAUUGUGGAGUACUUUGGCAAUGGAGUUUCCAACUUGUCAUGUACUGGUAUGGCUACAAUCACUAAUAUGGGUGCUGAAAUUGGAGCUACUACCUCAAUUUUUCCAUACCAAGAAGCACACAGAAGAUACUUGAUUGAGACAAAUAGAGAGCCAGUUGCUAAUGCAGCAGAUGCGGUUAAUAAAGAGGCCAAAUUCUUACAAGCUGACGAAGGUGCUGAAUAUGACAAAGUUAUCGAAAUCAAUCUUUCCGAAUUGGAACCACACGUCAACGGUCCCUUCACACCAGAUUUGUCAACUCCUAUUUCCAAAUUUGGUAAAACUGCGCAAAGGGAAGGCUGGCCAGAGACUGUGUCUGCCGGUUUGAUUGGAUCUUGCACGAAUUCAUCUUAUCAAGAUAUGUCAAGAGCUGUAUCAAUCAUUAAGCAAGCAGAAGCAGCAGGAUUGAAGCCAAAAAUCCCAUUCUUUGUUACACCAGGUUCAGAACAUAUCAGAGCAACCAUUGAAAGAGAUGGACUCAUUAGCACUUUUGAGAAAAAUGGCGCAAUCGUUUUGGCAAAUGCUUGUGGUCCAUGUAUUGGACAAUGGGAUAGAACUGAUGUGCCAAAGACAUCUACCGAAUCUAAUGCAAUCUUCACCAGUUUCAACAGAAAUUUUAGAGCUAGAAAUGAUGGAAAUAGAAACACCAUGAACUUUUUGACUUCACCCGAUAUGGUAACAGCAAUGAUUUACUCUGGCAAUAUUGCAUUCAACCCCAUAACUGAUAGCAUCAAGUUGGAAAAUGGUGAGGAAUUUAGAUUCCAGCCUCCAGAAGGAAUUGAUUUACCUAACAAAGGUUUCAUUAAAGGUAGGUCAGAGUUUUACCCCGAACCAAACCCACAACCUAAGCCAGAGGUACUGGUAAGUGUUAGUCCAAGCUCAGAUAGAUUACAAUUACUCGAACCAUUCAAGCCAUGGAAUGGUGAAGAGUUGGCCACCAACGUUUUGCUCAAAGUUGAAGGUAAAUGUACCACUGAUCAUAUUUCUGCUGCUGGUGCGUGGUUGAAGUACAAGGGUCAUUUGGAAAACAUUUCAUACAACACCUUGAUUGGGGCAGUGAAUAAAGAAACCGGUGAAGUAAACAAAGCGUACGAUUUGAAUGGUGAUUCAUAUGGUAUCCCUGAAUUGAUGAUGAAGUGGAAAGAUGAACAAAGACCAUGGGUCGUUGUUGCCGAACACAACUAUGGUGAAGGUUCAGCAAGAGAACAUGCUGCUUUAUCCCCCAGAUUCCUUGGUGGAUCAGUGAUUUUGGUGAAAUCAUUUGCCAGAAUCCAUGAAACGAAUUUGAAAAAACAAGGAAUGUUGCCAUUGACAUUUGCCAAUGAAGAAGAUUACAAUAAGAUUCUGGCAGGCGACUUGAUAACUACGAUUGAUUUGGGAGAUAUGAUUGCCAAGGAGGGUAACAAUGGUGGAACUUUGAAAUUGAAAGUUACUAAACGCGAUGGAUCAGAAUUCGAAAUUUUGGCCAAGCACACAAUGUCGAAAGAUCAAGUUGAAUUCUUUAAAGCGGGAUCUGCCAUCAACUACAUUGGUAAUUUGAAAAAACAAGAGUCAGCAGCAGCAGCAAGCACCUGA
Molecule: messenger RNA, 2412 nt
Organism: Lodderomyces theae
Lineage: Eukaryota; Fungi; Ascomycota; Pichiomycetes; Serinales; Debaryomycetaceae
Gene: ACO2
Product: aconitate hydratase
Exons: 1
Coding region: 1-2412 (803 amino acids)
Biological process (GO): tricarboxylic acid cycle
Cellular component (GO): mitochondrion; cytosol
Molecular function (GO): aconitate hydratase activity; 4 iron, 4 sulfur cluster binding
Source: RefSeq, a predicted model, not a curated record